AUGGCUGACAAGAAGGAAGGAGGGGAAGAUGACUACCGCGCGCAGGGGCGGAAGCGGAUGCUCUCCCCUGACCGCGCGGACGCGUUCGCGGACGACACGCCCGCGCCGGAGUUGCAGACUUACUCCGAUGUCAUGAUCGGCCAGCAGUUGGACAAGGAGAAGAAGGAGGUAUUAGAGAAGAUCCGAAAGCAGAAAGAGGAGGAGGCCACUGCGAAAGCAGAGGGCAAGGAAGAUGAGGCCGCCAAGAAGCGCCGACUGGAGCGGGCCAAAGCCGCGGCAGAGGAGAAAGAAGCAGCCAGAGGUAGCCAGGACGAUGCUGGCGGCGAUAGAUGGGCCACACCCAUCGGCGGCGGAGAGGUUGGAGAGACGCCCGUGGGCUCCGAAAAGAAGGAGAAGGGCAGCGAGUGGGAUGGCGCUGGCGAGGCCGGCGACGACUUUGGUGAGACGCCCGAUGCUGGCGAGUUCGGUGAGACUCCAUUGCCGGGCGGAGCCAAGAAGAAGCGAGCGCGAUGGGACUCCGCGCCCGAGAAGGACGAAGUCGGUGCUACGCCCACCGCAGACGUCACGCCUAGCGUCGAUGUCACGCCCAGCGUGGACGUCACGCCCAGCGCCUCCGAGCCCACCAUAGGUGCCACACCCUUUGCAGGGGGCAUUGGCAUGAUGACGCCUGGAGAUACGCCGCUUGGCACCCCGGGCAUGGCGAACCUGGGUACUCCAGUCGGGCUCACCCCGAACUUUGCGGCCAUGACGCCCGAGCAGAUCCAGGCUUACCGCUACGAUGCGGAGGUCAACGAGCGGAAUGCGCCCAUGUCGGAUGAGGAGCUGGAUGCAAUCUUCCCGCAGACCGGCUACGAGAUCGUCAGGCAAGAGGUUUACAUGGAUAGGUAG
Messenger RNA from Symbiodinium natans, 888 nucleotides. The record is from the annotation of a GenBank genome assembly. Lineage: Eukaryota; Dinophyceae; Suessiales; Symbiodiniaceae.